CACUCUUCAGUCAACGGAGGUGUCUUCUACACGAAGCAGACGUAAAUAAACUUUGACAGACGAUCAAUACGAUCCACGAAAUGGACAAUUUAAAUCGCAAAGCGAACUGGAACGAGUCGUCCGUCAGUUUACUGGUGGAUCUCGUUACAGAUCCCGAGCGAUGGGCUGUAAUUCGAGGGAAAUUCAGCCCAUCGCUCACCAUCCAGAAAAAACAGAGAGUCUGGGAAGAAAUUGCUGAGAGAAUCAACGCCAGUUCAACAUGUAUGAGAAAUUUGAAGGAUGUUAAGAAAAAAUGGCAAGAUCUCCAAAGCCACACUAAAAAGAAGGAGGCCAGUAGAAAAUUGGACCUCAAAAAGACAGGUGGUGGACCACACCCUCCAGAACUAAAGUGUUGGGAGCAAAAGAUCAUUUCCGUCCUAUCUAAUGAUGUUAUUUCUGGUGUGGAGGGGGGAUUCGACUCGCAAGACACUGCCAGUUUGUCCACAGAUACCGGUACUCUCUGCGGGAAAGAAUCAUCAAAGAGAAGAUAUGGUGAGCUGGACAAUGAACCAGAGGUGGGGAUGGAGGCACCAUCAUCCUUCAGUUUCUAUCAAACACAGAAGACAUCUACAUGUACCAGUAACAGUAGAUCUUCAUGUUCAAAUGAAGAGGAUAGCCAGCCAGCAGUACUUGUAUCCCCAACAACUGCAUUUACCAGUAAACAUUACACAGAAGGUAGUGUUACAUGUAACAACAGAAAGAAAGUCAAUAGAGUCCCUCCAGAAAGCAGUAUGAAUCAGCAGAGGUACAUUGAAAUAGAGGAGGAGAAAUUGGCUAUCAUGAGAGAAAAUUUAGAAAUUGAAAAGAGAAAAUUGGAGCUUUUGGAACAGUAUGUCCAGUGGAGAGUGGAAACACCAGCCGACCACUUUGUAACACCAUCAGUGUCUCCUAUAAUUAGAGGGCUCAUUGCUUCUAACAAACAUUUAACAGAUUAAGAUACUUAUCACGAGAUUACUAUAGUAUAUCAAUAUUCAUCUAACAAUUGAUAUUGUUUUCAUACAAAAUAUAGCUAUAAUUAGAGACUCUCUCAAAUGUUAAUACAUGUAUAAGUAAUAAAUAGCAAUGUUAAAAAGUUCAUAGGGAUAUAAUUUGGUGGGUAUGUUAUUAAUUUUGUGAAGCGCGAAUAUAUUGAUUAUCUAGAUAAAUUAAACUCGGCUAUAUUGUCUGGCUUCAAUGUAAGAUAUGUACAUGUAUAUAAAGUUAAAGAUUACAAUUCUAAUUAGAACCACCCCCCCC
This is a messenger RNA of Magallana angulata, 1275 nucleotides long. Its product is annotated as myb-related transcription factor, partner of profilin-like. The coding region runs from base 81 to 974 and encodes 297 amino acids. The transcript has 10 exons. The record is from RefSeq and is a predicted model, not a curated record. NCBI's taxonomy places the organism in Eukaryota, Metazoa, Mollusca, Bivalvia, Ostreida, Ostreidae. Gene Ontology annotation, cellular component: nucleus.